GAAGGCGACCACCGUGACCACACGUCCGCCCUCUCGAACGACGACGACGAAGACAAGUACGCGUCCGAGCCAGAUCCAAACGACAGCCACGAUGUUCUUCACGAUCUUCGCUCUGUUCACUGCGUCCCCGAUGCUCGUCGCGCUCAUCCUUUCCGCCGCGGUCCCCUUCGCGGCAGCGGCUCCCUCCUUCGCUGCACCCCCGGCUAUGUUCCAUUCGCGGCGAGCAGAGUCCGAUGGGCCGUGUGUUCCCCCUUUCAACGGCGUUGGCGUCUCCGUAACCAACUCGGCGCGAGAGUGGGGUGUGAAGCAGCCGCCCGCGGCCAACGCGUCCGUCACCAGCGAGUCCUCCAACCCGAACAACGCAAGUAUGCUCGCCAAGGUUGACUUCUUCUUCCACCCGAUCGAGGGGGACGAUGAUUCGCUGUUCACCAUCAGCCCGGCAGGCAAGAAGCACCUCGCUGUCGCGAUCACCGAGAGCGGGAAUCUGACGCUCGCCGAUGCAGCCGACGAUGACGAGUCGCAGCACUGGUCGGUGCAGUGCGACUACUGCAACGCCGACUCCUCCAUGCAGGGCCAGUUCUCGUACGGUUGCAACAUCACAUCCGUAACGAACGGACAGUGCGUCGAGAUCGCAAAGGAUGCGAAGGACGCCAACUUCCUCGCACCCUGCGCCGGGAUCGACCACCAAAACUUUGACCUCUGGACGAAGUGCGACUGGUGCUGAACCUGAACUGCCGCCAGGUCAUCGUAUUGCCCUCACGGACCCUCGAAUCUCUUGGACUAUCACUAUUCGUCUCGCUUGCAGACAUUAUUACCCUCGACCCCGUCUCCGGCUGUUCGCUCGCUCUUGUGACAUUUAGUACCUUACAUACGGACCAUAGUGAACAAAACACAUAAAGAAGACAAUGUACCAUACCUGUAUCCCUCACGUGCAUUACGCUCUUGCAAUGCUACCUCACGUUCCGGCCACGAA
Schizophyllum commune H4-8 is the source of this 973-nucleotide messenger RNA. RefSeq lists its product as uncharacterized. The transcript has 3 exons. Lineage: Eukaryota; Fungi; Basidiomycota; Agaricomycetes; Agaricales; Schizophyllaceae. Bases 92 to 724 code for a protein of 210 amino acids. The record is from RefSeq and is a predicted model, not a curated record.